UUUUCUUGAAAUCACAUUGUAGUAAUAACAACUCUUGCUAUUCUGUCUCAUUAUAAGAAAGACAGUCAACCCAAAAUAAAAAUGCUGGAAGGAGCAACAUACCUUUGACCGAGGCAGGCCUUUCUCCAUAAAUGUGCUUUAAUUAUCUCCUGCCAACAACCGGAGUUAGCGUCUUUGUUUUACAGUUGAUGUUUUGUUUUUUGUUUGUCAGUUAAUAGGCAAAUGGAGGAAUGAGCCUACUUCGAAUUACUCCUAGUUCUGUUUCACCUCAACUGCUGAGGCUUAGCAUCUUUCUACUACUUAGCCUUCCUGACUCAAAAGGAAAAUCCAUUUGGACAGCCCACCUGAAUAUAACCUUUCAGGUGGGAAAUCGGAUUAUAUCGGAAUUAGGAGAGAGUGGAGUGUUCGGGAAUCAUUCUCCUUUGGAAAGGGUGUCUGGUGCGGUGGUACUUCCUGAAGGAUGGAAUCAGAAUGCUUGUAAUCCCAUGACCAACUUCAGCAGGCCGGAGCAGGCACACUCGUGGUUGGCCCUCAUUGAACGCGGAGGCUGUACUUUCACACACAAAAUCAACGUGGCAGCAGAGAAAGGAGCAAAUGGGGUGAUCAUCUAUAACUACCCAGGUACGGGCAACAAAGUGUUUCCCAUGUCUCACCAGGGAACGGAAAAUAUAGUCGCAGUGAUGAUAGGCAACUUGAAAGGCAUGGAACUUCUGCACUUGAUUCAGAAAGGAGUCUAUGUGACCAUCAUCAUUGAAGUGGGGCGAAUGCACAUGCCGUGGCUGAGCCAUUAUGUCAUGUCCCUGUUCACCUUCCUGGCUGCCACCGUGGCCUACCUUUUCUUGUACUGUGCCUGGAGACCCCGGGUGCCCAAUUCUUCCACCAGGAGGCGAAGACAGAUGAAAGCAGAUGUGAAGAAAGCUAUUGGUCAGCUUCAACUGCGAGUGCUCAAGGAAGGCGAUAAGGAACUAGAUCCAAAUGAGGACAGUUGUGUUGUUUGCUUUGACAUAUACAAACCCCAAGACGUAGUACGUAUUUUAACGUGCAGACAUGUGUUCCAUAAGGCAUGCAUUGACCCCUGGCUCUUAGCCCAUAGGACAUGCCCCAUGUGCAAGUGUGACAUUCUGAAAACUUAAACCCGGAGAAUCUUCUGAAGAUGUAACCGAGUCUUUCCAAAGAUUGAAAUUAAAUGAAUUCUCUUUUAGCCCUUUAUGCCGAGAAAAAGCUCAACUUCAUCUUCUUUACCUAAGUACUAAAGAGGAUGAAAUUUGUGUGUUUUUAAAAUAAAACUCCAUAUCUUGCCCAGCUA
Molecule: messenger RNA, 1306 nt
Organism: Canis lupus familiaris (dog)
Lineage: Eukaryota; Metazoa; Chordata; Mammalia; Carnivora; Canidae
Gene: RNF148
Product: ring finger protein 148
Exons: 1
Coding region: 231-1133 (300 amino acids)
Source: RefSeq, a predicted model, not a curated record